AUGGCUGAUAAAUUCUAUAUCGGACCUAAACGUGUUUAUGAAAUAUGGGAUAAUAAAGAACGCCUCCAGCAAGGGGCCAUUCUAUCUCAGCCUGUUUUGGAUGAAAAUUUUAAGACUGAUAAGUCAAAACAGAAUUUUGAAGCAGUACUACCAGUACCAUCUAUAUCUACUCCGACUAUGAAGAUUCCCAAAAAGAAUGGUCAAAAAAAGAAGGUCUCUCUUGAAUUAGAAAUAAGACAAGAAAAAAAUGAGAACAAAGAUGAUGUGCUCUCUAAUAAUUUGCCGGAUGUAUCUCAAGAAAAAAGGUUGGAAUCUCUUCUUGAAAACUUAGUUAAUCGUGGUGAAAAGCUUAAAAGCUCAGUUGGUACUUUUGAUAUUUCUCCUAUAUAA
This is a messenger RNA of Racocetra fulgida, 390 nucleotides long. Lineage: Eukaryota; Fungi; Glomeromycota; Glomeromycetes; Diversisporales; Gigasporaceae. The record is from the annotation of a GenBank genome assembly.